Messenger RNA from Chelonoidis abingdonii (Abingdon island giant tortoise), 673 nucleotides. The record is from RefSeq and is a predicted model, not a curated record. NCBI's taxonomy places the organism in Eukaryota, Metazoa, Chordata, Testudines, Testudinidae.
UCUCAUGGCCCCUGUGUCUCUGCAGCAUCCCCGGCUCAGCAGUCUGCGCCUUCGACAUGGCACAGGUGGCGUCUGUCUUUGAGGGGCGCUUCCGGGAGCAGAAAUCCCCCGAGUCCAUCUGGACUCCCGUGCCGGAGGAGAUGGUCCCGAAGCCACGGCCCGGGGGCUGCGCAGCCCCCGGCAUGCGCUAUAAUUCCUCCAGCUCCUUCCCGGAUGAGAUCCUCAACUUCGUGAAGACGCAUCCCCUGAUGGACGAGUCCGUGCCCUCCCUGGGCCACGCCCCGUGGAUCAUCCGCAGCAUGACUCGGUGAGAAACCCGCCCCCUCAGCCCGGAGCAGAAGGCCAACAAGCGUGGCUGGGCUGGUGAUUAGGGAGGGCGGAUUGAGUGUUAGGUAGGACUGGAUUCCCCCUUCGUUCCCCUGUCUCAGCUGCCUGGAGCGGCUGGGUCGGUCCUGAGGCAGGUUGUGUUCAAUAUCUUCAUUAAUGAUCUGGAUGAUGGGAUGGGUUGUACCCUCAGCAGGUUCGCAGAUGAUGCUAAGCUGAGGGGAGAGGUAGAUAUGCUGGAGGGUAGGGAUCGGGUCCAGAGUGACCUAGACAAAUUGGAGUAUUGGGCCAAAAAAAAUCUGAUGAGGUUCAACAGGGACAAGAGCAGAGACCUGCCCUUCGGACGGAA